CUCGCCGGAUCUUCUACUCCUCCUCGGCCCUCCUCAUCCAUCCCGCUCCCGCUCCCGCCUUCUCAUUCCAAAGCUCGCCUCGCCCCCCGCGUCGCCGGCUGCUGCCCGCUCCUCCGCGGAUCCAACCGGGCUCCGGCGGCAUUCUCCUCCCGCUGGUCUCACUUUUCUGGAGUCAGGGCCGAGGAUUUCUCGUAGAUGACUCGAUCUUCGACUAUCGAUUUUGGUCGGAGGAAGCAGAGCGAGCUCUUCGGGUCAGGGCCACUGCGUCCAGCAAACAUCAUCAGGAAUAAGUUCCCUACCUACAAGAAUGGUUCAAACGGGAUUGUUAUCAAAUUGGUGGAUGCCCCAGAAAUGCCAUCUCUUAAGGAGGCUGUUGCCAAGGAGACAACUGAUUUGCUUGAUAGGUGUCAGCGCCUUUCAGUCCGUGAGCUCACCAUGAAAUUCGAGAAGGGCUUUAACACAGCUACCUUGUUGUCUAAUGAGGCUAAAUGGAGACAUGCGGCUUUAUUGGAGCGAGACAUCCUUCUAAAGAAUCUUAAAAGCGUAUUGGAAUCAUUGAGAGGUCGAGUAGGGGGCAAAAAUAAAGAUGAAAUUGAGGAGUCUCUAUCUAUGGUGGAUAUUUUAGCAGUUGAGCUAUCCAAAAGAGAAGAUGAGUUGCUUCAGCAAAAAACAGAGAUCACCAAAAUUGCAGCCACAUUGAAACUGGCUUCUAAAGAUGCCAAGAGAAUUGUUGAUGAAGAAAGAGCUAAUGCUCGGUUGGAGAUAGAAAGUGCUAAAGCUGCUGUACAUAAAAUUCAAUUAGCACUUAAAGAGCAGGAAAAUUUUUAUCAAAGAACUGGGAAGCAGGAUGUUGAUGAACUGAAGGAAGAAGUUCAAGAAGCACGGAGAGUGAAAAUGCUGCAUUGCCCAAGCAAGGCAAUGGACAUCGAGAACGAGAUCCAAGUUCUACGUGACCAACUGUCUGAAAAAUCUUCAACUUCUCUUCACCUUUUGAAAGAGUUGGAGCUGCAUCGAAGUUACGAGGAAAAUGCCAUGCCCUUGUGUGAAUUAAAGGGUCUAGAAACCUUAGGUUCAAUGUUACGCAUAGUUGUUCAAGAUUGUGCACAUGUAGAUUUUUCAAAUUGUUCAAUCCAGUGGUUUCGCAUACAACCUGAAGGAAGCAAUCAAGAAAUUAUUUCAGGUGCCACAAAGCCAGUAUAUGCUCCAGAACCACAUGACGUGGGGCGUUACAUCCAAGCUGAAAUCAAAUUCGGUGGUCAAAUCUCAAUCGCAAAGACUGCUGGUCCAAUAGAUCCUGCUCCAGGAUUGGUUGAUUAUGUAGAGGCUCUUGUGAGGAAUCCUGAAACUGAUUAUAAUGUAGUUAUUCUUCAAGUGAAUGGAAUUGCUCAGGCUGCAGAUUCUUUACAUGUUCUUUGUAUUGGGAGAUUGCGGAUGAGGCUUGCUAAAGAAAAGGCAGUCGUUGCGAAGGAGUUCUAUUCGUCGUCAAUGCAGUUGUGUGGCGUUAGAGGAGGUGGAGACGCUGCUCCCCAAGCGAUCUUCUGGCAACCAAGAAAGGAUCUCAGCUUUGUGCUGGCCUUUGAAACAACCAGAGAGCGCAACUCGGCACUCAUGCUGGCCCGGAGAUUCGCGAUCGAUUGCAAUAUCAUCCUUACUGGUCCAGGGGAUAAAACUCCAGCGCACUCUGAAACCUGAAGUCUGACCCUUUCUUGAAUGUACAUCUCUGCACAUGCAGUAGUUAGAUAUCUCAUCUGAUCUCUGAGUAAUUGAGUUCAGUUUAGCAGUAGUAUACCUAAGUGCCAGGCAUUGACACCGAUUCAUUUUUCAGUGUAGGACUCGUUACAUUUGUACUCGCUAUUCCACAACGCCAACGGUCGAGUAGGAAACGCUUCCGGCUGACAGAAAAUAAAGUAUAUAGUAGCGAAAAGAAA
Sorghum bicolor (sorghum) is the source of this 1928-nucleotide messenger RNA. RefSeq names its product stomatal closure-related actin-binding protein 1. The transcript is spliced from 13 exons. The record is from RefSeq and is a predicted model, not a curated record. Gene Ontology annotation, biological process: actin filament organization; regulation of stomatal movement. Lineage: Eukaryota; Viridiplantae; Streptophyta; Magnoliopsida; Poales; Poaceae. Gene Ontology annotation, molecular function: actin binding. Bases 196 to 1692 code for a protein of 498 amino acids.